Messenger RNA from Pleuronectes platessa (European plaice), 837 nucleotides. RefSeq lists its product as uncharacterized. NCBI's taxonomy places the organism in Eukaryota, Metazoa, Chordata, Actinopteri, Pleuronectiformes, Pleuronectidae. The record is from RefSeq and is a predicted model, not a curated record. The coding region runs from base 1 to 837 and encodes 278 amino acids. The transcript is spliced from 4 exons.
AUGGCAAAUUAUCACACCAAACUCAGAAGCUACGGUGUUCCUGAGGUGAUGUGCAAUGCACUGAAACGCAAGAGCCCUGCGGACCAGAAGUCAGCAAAAGGUGUAAAAAAGCCUCGAAAGGCAGAGGUAAACUACCUCCCCCCUUACCCAGCAGGAGAGGAUGAAGAAAGUCAAGAACAAGAGAGGAUUAAGUUGCUUACUGAAGUAAAAAAAAAGGACAACAACAAACUGAUAAAAGAAACAAUGUCAAAAACAUUUGCACACAGAAGAAACGAAAUCGUCAACCUAUCGCCCAGCAUAGAGGUCAUCAAAGCCAGAUGGCCCGCUCUGUUUGAGGCAUCUCAUAUUGAGGACGAGUUUCAAAGAAUCACAAGGGUGCACCUGGAAUCAAAGUUCAUGUCCAAGCUGGAUGAAUAUACUCCCAAGCUUCUGAACCUCUUCCAGUCCAAGGGAGGGACCAUGGGGUUGAGGUUGCAGGCUAUUCUACUCAAGGCUCCAAGCAAUCCUAGCAUCAACGUAUCCAGAGAUGUUGUCAUUCGUUGUUUGAUUGUUUACCUCGGGGAAUCAACAGAUCAAAUCUUAAAAGAGUAUGAUGAUGCUGAUGAAGACAGUGUGUCGCAGGAUCUUGCUGACCAAAAGAUGAAGAUCUUCAAGAUUAAAACGUCAGAGGGUGCCGACAAAGUUGGUAUUGUGUUGGAAAGCGUAACAGUUCUGAUUGGACUGACAAAUUUUCCAAGGGCUUGCUCCAUGCUCGUUGGACUGACAUAUGCAGUGAAUCUUGCCUAUCCUAAGGAGCUCAGGUACACUUUCGAAGCCUUCCAGAAACUCUUCCUGUAA